Tyto alba (common barn owl) is the source of this 726-nucleotide messenger RNA. RefSeq names its product calcium/calmodulin dependent protein kinase II inhibitor 1 (gene CAMK2N1). Gene Ontology annotation, biological process: negative regulation of protein kinase activity. The record is from RefSeq and is a predicted model, not a curated record. Gene Ontology annotation, molecular function: calcium-dependent protein kinase inhibitor activity; protein kinase binding. NCBI's taxonomy places the organism in Eukaryota, Metazoa, Chordata, Aves, Strigiformes, Tytonidae.
GCCGCCGCCGCCGGAGCCGCCGCCGCAGCCGCGGAGCCGCCAGCAGCGCCGGGCCGGGCCGGGAUGUGACGGGGCGGCCGCUCCGCGCCUCGCUGCGCCCGCUGCCCCGGGCCCGCGGGCCCCGCGCCCCCGGGAGGCUGUCGGGGGGCGGCGGCGGCGGCGGGCCCCCCCCCGCCGCCCCCAUGUCGGAGGGGCCGCCCUACGGCGAGGGGCAGCUGGCGGGGGACGCGGCCGUGGGGCAGCUGCCCUUCCCCGUUCGCCUCCGCGGCCCCGACGGCCUCCUCGCCGGUGGGCAAGGCAAACGGCCCCCCAAACUGGGGCAGAUCGGCCGCAGCAAGAGAGUGGUUAUUGAAGAUGAUAGAAUUGAUGAUGUGCUGCAAAAUCUCUCGGAAAAGGCCCCUCCCGGUGUUUAAAGCCUCCCCGGGGACGCUCGGCUGAAGCCAGGGAGGGGGCCGGGGAGCCGGGGGGGGGGGGGGGGGGCAGGAUCGGUUUACAAUGGCACAGGUUAUUGGCAAAAAAUAAAAGCCCCCCCCCCCCCCCCACCGCAGCGACCGCGCCGAGCAAGCACUUGGAGAGCCGUCCUCGCCAGCCCGCAAUCCCCCACCGCACAGCAGCACGGCCGGCCCGCCGGGAGACGCGCAGAGGGGAGGGCGGCGAGCGAGACGCAGCCCGACGACAAAUAAAAAUAAUAGGAAUCGUAAUAAAUUAAAAAAAAAAAAAAAAAAA